AUGGUCGAUAACACUUUUUGGUCUGGUCUAAACUUACCUAUCUCCUUCCAUCACUGGAACACCUCCAUGAAGUCCUCAUACCCUAAAAUAUCACUAAGCCCAUUAAAGCCACCAAUAGAGACUGAGCAAAGAAUAAAGGGAAUCAUGGACAAACUAGACCAGCUGAUCCCCCCCAGACCUUUCACCCACAUGAACCCCACCACCAGUGCCGCACACAGCACAGCCAACAUCCUCCAGCCUUGAGACACCUACUGCAGGGGGGAUCAGCUAGACAUCCGACUAGAGGGGAGGGACCACUUGGGAUGCAGGAAGGAAAGUAGGUGGUAUUUCCCGAGGGCCAGGAUGUCAUCCCCAUCUCAAACAGGCACUGCAGGAAAGGUGACAGACUUCCACAAUGGCACCUACCUUGUCAGUGUCACUCUGUUCUAGGAAGGCCAGGUCUCUGUCCUCCUGAUCAUCCACCCCAGUGAAGGAGUAUCUGCUCUCUUGAGGGCAAGGAACCAAGGCCAUGACAGGGUUAUUUUCAGAGGUAAAUUUGUUAAUGGCACCACUCAUGUCUUCGCUGAAUAUGGCCUGACCCUACACUCAAGUGCUGACUGCGUGAGACCUCAGCACACACCCUGUGAGGCCCUGAUUCACAUGACCACUCAGAAUGGAGAUUCUUAUCUUACUGUCAAGGAAUAAAGCCUUUUUCACAGGUUCAAUGUGGGAGUUGAAAUGGUGAAACCUCUUAAACUCAUGGACAUCUCCAAUGUAAUAGUAAAGAGUGAAAAAAUAAAAGACAAGUACCAAGUCAGAAUGAAGAUUCCUGUCCCUGGUAGUUAUACUUCAGAAGGAAGGUAGAUUACAAUAUUUUAUAACCAGAUUCAGAUAAAUACAAUUGAAAUAAAUGACUGUUUGAAAGGAAAAUUCUUUUACCUCCUGGGAGACUCUACACUGCACCAGUGGAUCGAAUACUUACCCAAACUUGCAAAAACACUAAACUUUUUUGAUCUUCAUGGAACUGGAAUUUUUAAGAAACAUUUGCUUUUGGAUGCAGACAGACACAUUUAGAUUGGGUGGAAAAAACAUAGCUACUCUUUUGUCACUUUUCAGCUCUAAUCUGUGAUAGAUGAGGGUUAUAUCCCUCAGGAAAUUGACUGGAUAUCAGGUGACAAAAAUGAAAAGAUUAUCAUCACACUUGGCCAGCACUUCAGGCCCUUCCUCACUGACAUUUUCAUUCACAAGGCCAUCGGUGCCUAAAAAGCUUCUCAAGUACUGUUCCUAAAAAGCCCAGCCACUAAAGUGAUCUUUAAGACAGAAAACAUCAGGGACACAGAAAUGUUUGGAAAGUUUCAUGGUUAUAUUAAAUAUCUUGAUAAGGACAUUUUCAAAGAUCUCAGUGUGUGUGUCAUUGCAUAUGUGACAUGAUCAUUUGCAUAUGGCAUAAGUGUCCACCCACAUGAUCAUGUAAUUGGAAAUCAGAUUAACAUUAACAUGUUCUUAAACUACAUUUGCUGA
Molecule: messenger RNA, 1500 nt
Organism: Leptonychotes weddellii (Weddell seal)
Lineage: Eukaryota; Metazoa; Chordata; Mammalia; Carnivora; Phocidae
Source: RefSeq, a predicted model, not a curated record